This is a messenger RNA of Symbiodinium pilosum, 531 nucleotides long. Lineage: Eukaryota; Dinophyceae; Suessiales; Symbiodiniaceae. The record is from the annotation of a GenBank genome assembly.
AUGCCGAUCAUCUGGAUAAGCCUGGUGGCCUUGUGGCCCGGACUUCUGUCAAGCUUCUUGCGAAUGAUUUGGUGCGUCCCGAUCCCGGAGGAUGGCGAGGUGGUGAGCCGCCUCCUUCCCAACCCUUCCGUGGUCUGCUGGUCCGACGACCACAUGGCCUCCGCUGGCCUCGCCAUCCUGGGGUUGGGUAUUUGGUGCCUCGGGAUCCCGAUGACAUUGGCAGCGCGACUGCUUUGCCUCCGCGACAGACAGGCUCCCGAGAACUUCAGGCGAUUUGGCUACUUCUUCCAGGGGCUGGAAGCGCAGUUUUGGUGGUGGGACCUCCUCGUCAAACGUUUGGAUGUGGCGCUGAUGAUGCUGGUCACCUACACGUCGUUCGUGUUGGACCCGAAGGCGAAGCUCAUGCUAUUCCCAGUCCUCUCGGGCUUGCAGGCGGGAGGAGCAUUGAUUACUAUAAGAUAUUGGGGUUAUAUGGGGAUAACAGAAAAUAAAAUGGAAACUGCCAUAAUCGGGUAUCCCUUAGGGUUAUAA